AUCUCAAGUGAUCCACUUGCCUCGGCCUCCCUAAGUGCUGGGAUUACGGGUGUGAGCCACUGCGCCCAGCCCCCUGCUGCGCUUUAAACAGAGAAAAACACUGCAGUAUUAAGACGUAUUAAUAUUUAAGACGUAUUAAAUACAGUACAUAAUCUUAAAACAUUGUUGAAACACAGAAAACACAUCCUCUUUUGACCACAGGAGUUAGUAGGGGAGGCUUGCACCCAUCCAUGCUUUUGAGCGUGCACUCACACAUGCAUGCACAUGACCACUCAUUCACAUACCCUCACACACACUUGCACUCAUGCCCUUUACACUUGCCCUUGCACACUUGUACACAUGCCCUUUACACUGCACACUCAGAUCCACACCACGUACACUCAUACACUGGCACUCACACCCACACAUGCAUCACACCCCUACACUUCCACUGUCACAUGCACAUACACUUACACACAUUCACACACAGCCUCACAUAUGCACACUCAUACACUCAUUUACAUGCUCUCACAUUUAUACACACAUCCACACACACCAUCACAUGACACACUCUUACAUGCUUUCACAUAUACCCACUGGCACACACAUGGACACACCCACAAGUGCUCAUUCCCACACACGCACACACACUGACACAUUACAUGCCUUCAUAGGUAACACACAUUCCUAUACACUCAUUGACUCCACACCCUUGUGCACACACACUCCCAUCACAACACUGACACACUUCUGCCUGUCCUCACAUGCCUACACACUUGCCACACACACACUGACAGUGUUCCAUGCACACACACAUAUCCUGCGCAUUUGGUCACUAACCCUCAUGACCACACACACACACGGGCUUUCAAAUGCACUUAUCCACACAUAUUCUCAUAUGCAUACACACUUGCACACACGUUUGCACACUUGUUCACACUCCCUCACAUGCAGUCACACUAGCCGUCACUCACAUGUGCUCACACGCAUACAUACACCCCUUGGCGCGCACGCGCACACACACACCCACUCACCCCAAGCCCACCUGACAGGUGACACACUUUACCUGUGCGGCUGGGAUGGCUGGUCCUCUGCCUGCGCUUUGAGGUUCCUUGGGGCAGCGGCUCAUGCUGGUUUUCCCACUGCGGUGUCUUCUGUGGCUUCAGCUUCGCCUAGUGCAGGCUGCCAUUCAACAAACACGUUGUCAACAGUCGAUCAAAAGAAACCCAUUGGCCACCGUACCCUGAGGACUAACCCUGAGGCAGCUGCCCUUCCAGAUGCCCUCAAUAGUCUAACUGAUUCCAUCCCCCAGCCUCGGGGGAGAAGAACUGCUGCCGAUGCACUCCACUCACAGGUGAGACUGGGAGAGCUUUAGGGAGUGGCCAAGUCCCCUGCCUACACAGCUGCCUCCCAAUCUAUCUUCUCACCCUCCCCUUUCUCAGGCGAAAAUCAUACUCAGAGUUUCUGUGGGAUCCUUUGAUCUGGACAUUGUCAAAGAAAACAUUGCACCAGACAAGUUAACCCUUCAAGGAAGGCCUCAGUCAGGACUACUGCAAUACGGAAGAGAGAAGGAGCUUAACUUCGUUGAAACAAAAGGCUGGAGUUUUUAAGUGCUGGGGUGAGAUGCUGAGAAGGAACUGGAGACAUAAGGAAGAGGUUAGGAAAUGCAGUAAAGCUAUGUGUUGGCUUAUUGGAAUUUUUCAAAACUAGGAACCUGCCCUUCUGCAAAGACUGAGAGACAGAUGUAUCAUCUUCAAUAAUUACAUUUUAAAGGGAUGGCUCUGAGGUCUUGAGAAAGACAUUCCUGGGUUGAAAAACUAGCAAGAGGCUAGAAGAAAAUUUGGGAGAAGAUUUGCAUCUCAAAGAGGUAGAGAAAGAACUCACAAUUGCAAGUUUCCUAAAAUAAAUCCUCCGUGACAAAGGAGGCCUGAUGGAUGGAGCUGGAGGUCAUUAUGUUAAGUGAAAUAAGCCAGGCACAGAAGAAAAAUACUGCGUGUUCUCACAGGUGGGAGCUUAAAACCUGGAUCUCAUGGAGACAGAGAGUAGAUUGGUGGCUACCAGAGGCUGGGAAGGGGGCAGAGAAGAGAGAUAAAAAAUAGUUUGAUUAAUGGGUACAAAUAAGUAUGAGUUGUUUUGUUUUUUUGGAGACAGGAUUCUGUUCUGUUGCCCAGAAUAUAGUACAGUGAUACGUAUGAUCGUAGCUCACAGUAACCUGGAACUCCUGAGCUCAAGUGAUCCUCCUACCUCAGCCUCCCCAGUAGCUGGGACUUCAGGUGCGUGCCACCAUGCCAGGCCAAUUUUUGUAUUUUUUGUAGAGACAGGGUCUCACUAGGUUGCCUAGGCUGAUUCUCGAACUCCUGGGCUCAAGCAAUCUUCCUGCCUUGCAAAUAGAAUUUUUGAUAAAAGAAAUAAGACCCACCGUUCAAUAAAUCAGCAGGGUAAGUGACUGUGGUUUACAGUAAUCUAUUGUACAUUUCAGAAUAGCUAAAGAUAAGAAUUUAAAUGUUUCUAGCUAAACAAAAAGGCAAAUAUGCAGAGUGAUGAAUAUCUUGAUCACAAUGAUGUAAUCUUUACAAAUUAUGAGUGUAUUUAGUAAUCACAUGUACCCCCAACAUAUGUGCAUCUAUUAUGUAUCAAAAAAAUUAAAACUGAAAAAUAGAAAGACAAGGAGGUCGGGAGGAAAACUGUAACACUCAAGCCAAGGGAAACAUGAAGGCUGUCUUAGUCAACAGAUUAGCCCUUUUCCCUUUAAUCUGCUAAUUAUCAAUUGAUAUGGUUUGGCUCUGUCUCAACCCAGAUCUCACCUUGAAUUGUAAUAAUCCUCACAUGUGGUGGAAGGGAACUGGUGGGAGCUAAUUGAAUUAUGGGUGUGGGUUUUUCCCAUGCUGUUUUCGUGAUAGUGAAUGAGUCUCAGAAGAUCUAAUGAUUUUAUAAAGGGCAGUUCCCCUGCACACCGUCUCCUGCCUACCACCAUGUAAGAUGUGACUUUG
Molecule: messenger RNA, 2969 nt
Organism: Macaca mulatta (Rhesus monkey)
Lineage: Eukaryota; Metazoa; Chordata; Mammalia; Primates; Cercopithecidae
Source: RefSeq, a predicted model, not a curated record